Pungitius pungitius (ninespine stickleback) is the source of this 1816-nucleotide messenger RNA. Its product is annotated as serine/arginine-rich splicing factor 10-like. Gene Ontology annotation, biological process: mRNA splicing, via spliceosome. Gene Ontology annotation, cellular component: nuclear speck; cytoplasm. Bases 26 to 784 code for a protein of 252 amino acids. Gene Ontology annotation, molecular function: RNA binding. Lineage: Eukaryota; Metazoa; Chordata; Actinopteri; Perciformes; Gasterosteidae. The transcript is spliced from 6 exons. The record is from RefSeq and is a predicted model, not a curated record.
GAACCAGCGGGCUUUUUAAGUGCGCAUGCGCAACAUAUUUUCCCUGCAGCUUCUCCAAUCCCAAAAAGCUUUUCUUCUGCUGAGUGAGUGUAACUUUAUGGCCAAAUACAUGAGGCCCCCAAACACGUCUUUGUUCGUCAGAAACAUCUCCGAUGAGUCCAGGCCUGAGGAUUUGCGGCGUGAGUUUGGCCGCUAUGGGCCGAUAGUGGAUGUCUACAUCCCACUUGACUUCUAUACACGUCGAUCAAGAGGAUUUGCAUACAUUCAAUUUGAAGAUGUGCGUGAUGCAGAAGAUGCUCUUCACAGCCUGGACAGGAAGUGGGUUUGUGGCCGGCAGAUUGAAAUCCAGUUUGCCCAGGGUGACCGAAAGACACCAAAUCAGAUGAAGACAAAGGAGCAUUCCCCGGCCAGAUCCUCCCGGCACGACGACCGAGACGGGAGACGCAGACGCUCGCGCAGCCGCAGUUACGACCGCUACAGAUCACGCAGCCCUUCUCACGAUCGCCACCGCCGGCGCUCCGAGAGUCCUCGCGAGUCUCGUGGACGAGUGUAUGGAGGAAGAAGCAGGAGCCGCGAGGAGGACAGAUACAGGCCGAGGCCUCGGAGAGAGUCCAGAGGAAGGUCCCGAUCCAAAUCGGCGUCUCCGCGGGAAGCCGUCAACCCGCCGUCGACUUCUCAUUACGCCGAGGAGGAAGUGCGGCGGACACACUCCCCGUCCCGCUCCGCGUCCAGAUCACGCUCUCGCUCCCGAUCCUGGGCCGGGCACAAGUCGGGAGGUCGCUAGAAAAGUACCCGCGCCGCCGCCGCCUCCUCCUAUCCGUUGUCAUGUCAGAUAAACCAGAGCUGGUGCAUCUGUCAAGAAGUGUUUGUUUUGACAUGAAUGUAACGUCCACUGCAGCAUUUCUAGAAAGCUUGUUUUUGCGGCUCCAUUUUGAGAACAAUGCUGAUCCUUUGCUUAGUUUUAUAAAAUAGUAUUGUUGAGAUUUCCCAAUUUUAGAAAAAUAACUCUGCUUCUCUGUUCAGUGGUAGUAAUUGUUUUUUUAUAUACGGUUACUGAGAAUUUUCUUUUCUAAACCCUAUGCACCCUUUUUUGCAAAAAAAAAACAUUCAGUAUUGUAAAAUGAAUCCAGUCUGUUAGCGAACCAAACCAGCGUUUUUAUGUCUAAUCCCAUUGGUUUUUAAUCAACCGCUGACCAAUGUCCAGACAUAUUUUGGGGUUACAUUUCGUUCUAUAGGCCACUGGAGGGUUUCUUUGUUAGAUGAAAACAAAUAUUCCAAAACCCUUCACGUCACAUUGAACACCGUAAUUGACAAAGUAUUAAGGUGCAUUGCUUUACCCGUUAACUGAAGAUAUGCAGUCGUGCUGACGUCACUACAAGAAAAUGAGGCGAUGGCUGCCUGAAAGGCAUAAAAGCUGUAAUGCAUGUGGUCUGUUGGAAGCAGGUCGGCAGUAACAACGCACCGGGACCCUCUGUGGUCCCAACGUGUUGAUGCUGUCAACAAGUGACUUCAGCCACCAACUGCUAAAAAUGUUCAUUCAUCUUUUCUUUUUUUUCUUUGUGGUUUCUGUCUGAUUACAACAGAUUUUUUUUCUUUCUUUUUUCAAAAAGUAUUUUAUUUCUGGAACCCUUCCUCCUAAUUUCAGUUGUGAGGAGCAACAAAGCUCUCGUUGGUGUUUGCACAACUGUGUUUGUUUUUACUGAAUGAAUCUCGUCACUGCAUGUUUUAUUCUCCUGAUCUUCUAUCUUUGGUAGAAAGAGAAUGCUUUUUUGAGAAAUAAAUGGAUAUCAUUGAAUAAAAGGAAUCUGUGACUUCA